CCGGAUAUCGCUCGGAGAGAAUAAAGAAAGGAAGUCUGUCCGCCUAGCCAAUCAAACCCUGGAUUAGUCAUGUCUUGGUACUCGAGGCUCUUUCCCCGGGUGGCUUCCGAUUCGCACCCUGCUUACUACACAAAUGCACCAUAACUUCAUCAAGUUUAUGGUUGUCUGUCAAAUGAGCAGAAUGUGAGAGUUAGUCGAUCAUGGAUGACUAUCCCAUUGACAAAGUAUACCGUCUACUCGAACCAGGUCCAGUCAUCCUCUUGACUACGAAGGAGAAGGAUGGUACCAACAAUGUCAUGACCAUAGGAUUUCACAUGGUCGUCCAGCACGAACAACCACCUCUCCUUGCUGCAAUUAUAGGACCAUGGGAUCACACCUUCAAGACCUUGCGCACCACGAAAGAAUGUGUCAUCGCUAUCCCGACAGUCGAGAUGGCCAAGACCGUCGUUGACAUUGGAAACUGCUCGGGUGCCGAUGAAGACAAGUUCGAGAAGUUCAGCUUGUCUACUGCUUCAGGUUCGGAGGUUGGAGCCCCUCUAAUCGAGCAAUGUAAAGCCAACAUCGAGUGUCGGGUCGCAGAUACAAAAAUGGUCUCCAAGUACAACAUGUUCAUCCUUGAACCUGUUAAAGCGUGGGUAACGCCUCACCUCAAGGAUCAUAAAACGAUCCAUCAUAGAGGCGAUGGAACGUUUACCGUUGACGGCAAGGUCAUAAACCUGCAAGACCGGAUGACCAAAUGGAAAGAGUAUCAAGAAUAAGUAGCGUCGAACCAGCCAGUCUACAACUUGUUAGGAAACAAAGGAGCAUUCCUCCCACCCCUGAAUAA
Messenger RNA from Exophiala viscosa, 826 nucleotides. RefSeq names its product flavin reductase domain protein fmN-binding protein. Gene Ontology annotation, molecular function: FMN binding. The record is from RefSeq and is a predicted model, not a curated record. Lineage: Eukaryota; Fungi; Ascomycota; Eurotiomycetes; Chaetothyriales; Herpotrichiellaceae. The coding region runs from base 201 to 758 and encodes 185 amino acids. The transcript has a single exon.